CCCUUGGGCUCAGAGCUUCGGAGACCGGCUCCGCGCCAUGGCGUCGUCCCAGGGUCGGCGGCGAAGGCCGGGGACAGUGGUACCCGGGGAAGCGGCGGAGACCGACUCGGAGCUGUCUGCAUCCUCGUCCGAGGAGGAGGAGCUAUACCUGGGUCCCUCGGGCCCGACGCGCGGCCGCCCCACGGGGCUGCGUGUGGCCGGGGAGGCGGCGGAGACCGACUCAGAGCCGGAGCCCGAGCCCACGGUCGCGCCGGGAGACCUGCCCCCGCUCGUGGUGCAGCGCGAUGCGGUGGAGACGUGGGGCACCGAGGAGACCCCUGCCGUAGCGCCUGCGCGCUCGCUGCUGCAGCUCCGGUUGGCUGAAAGCCAGACGCGCCUAGACCACGACGUAGCGGCUGCGGUGAGCGGCGUGUACCGCCGUGCGGGUCGCGAUGUGGCGGCCCUGGCCGGGAGGCUGGCGGCUGCCCAGGCCACCGGACUGGCGGCCGCCCACAGCGUGCGCCUGGCGCGCGGGGACCUCUGCGCGCUCGCCGAGCGCCUGGAUAUCGUGGCUGGCUGUCGCCUGCUGCCGGACAUACGAGGGGUGCCGGGCACCGAGCCUGAGCAGGACCCGGGACCGAAAGCCUAGGCUUCACUCUGUGUCUCCCACCUGACUCCGCCUCUUGGUGGACACUCGUACCACCUGUGGCAUCUGACUCAGUCUUUGUUCUUGGAUCGCCGAGGGCUCCAGUGCGUGGUAGCGUUUGGUUAAUGCCGACAGAAGUCCUAGCAUCUUCAUUGGUUUGGCCCGAUUAAAUUCUUAGCACAGUUCUGGGAUCCCCAACCCAAGACUCGGCCCAGGUUCUGUGGAUAUCAAGUGGCUUAGUCCCCACCCCUUCAUUCUGGUCCUGUUUCCUAAAUUCAGCUUUACUCUUAGUCAAGACUGGGGUUUGCUUUCUUUUGUUAAACCUCUCUGAAUCUAGGCUUUGGGGGUGUGGGUAUCCCUCUAGUUUACAUCCCUAAAUGAUGAUAAUCACUCCUGAUCCGAGGAUACCUUCCUCUUACACACCCCUCUUACACAGAGACCGCUGUGGUCAGAGGCUGACCUACCUAGGCCUGAAUAGUAACCCUCUCAGGCCUUUGGGUCCGGGGCAGCGCCCCCUGGUGUUUUGAUCGCCGUAGGACAUGACUCCACAACAAACCUACCACCUACAGUGUCUGUUUCUGGAUGCUGAAAUGACUUGGAUUCCUAACCUCUGUGGGCACCGAGGAUAACAGGUUCUUUUUGCUUCUUGGCUUCUUGGCUUUUUAGUCUUUUGGCCACUCCUUUUGUCUCCGUUUUAAUGAGGAUUCUCUGACCUUAUGUGGAAAGAAGCUUGGGUGGGUGAGACUGGCUGAGUGGUAUUGUGCACGCUUAGUGUGGGUAGCCCUGAGUUCAGUUCCUAGUACCACCCUGCUCCAAAAGAAACAAAAAAACUAGCACAUUCUUAGAUGUCUCUGUCCCCUUUAAAAAUUUACCCCACCCUUAAUUCUGGCUACCAGCUGAUAUGCUAUUUUGUUUUAAAAUCAACUAGAGUCAGGGUUUUUGUUGAAAAUUAGAGGUGGAGGUUGGGGAUUUAGCUCAGUGAUACAGCUCUUGCCUCAGCUCCAAAAAAAAAAAAAAAAAGAC
Messenger RNA from Grammomys surdaster, 1648 nucleotides. RefSeq names its product biogenesis of lysosomal organelles complex 1 subunit 3 (gene Bloc1s3). The coding region runs from base 38 to 628 and encodes 196 amino acids. The transcript is spliced from 2 exons. Lineage: Eukaryota; Metazoa; Chordata; Mammalia; Rodentia; Muridae. The record is from RefSeq and is a predicted model, not a curated record. Gene Ontology annotation, cellular component: BLOC-1 complex.